Messenger RNA from Pelobates fuscus (common spadefoot toad), 1751 nucleotides. It is a transcript of the gene NPFFR2, whose product is annotated as neuropeptide FF receptor 2. The transcript has 5 exons. The record is from RefSeq and is a predicted model, not a curated record. Gene Ontology annotation, biological process: cellular response to hormone stimulus; regulation of adenylate cyclase activity; regulation of MAPK cascade. The coding region runs from base 329 to 1606 and encodes 425 amino acids. Gene Ontology annotation, molecular function: neuropeptide receptor activity; opioid receptor binding; peptide binding. Lineage: Eukaryota; Metazoa; Chordata; Amphibia; Anura; Pelobatidae. Gene Ontology annotation, cellular component: plasma membrane.
UACUAUCCCUCCAAGCACCUGCCUUUAUCAAGGAAACAGUGGCUGCUGUGCAAUCUACGUCUGCCUUGGACAGAGCACCUGCUCCCUCUGUGGCUGGGAGCUGGGAAGUGUCUCUUCCUUGUAGAUCUCCACUUCAUUUCCCUAGAGACGUUAUCAGCUGUAGCUGGAGAGACUAGCACAUCCACUGUGUCUCCGAAGCAUCAUUUCUCUCCCCUCUGAACUGUGCUUCCUCUAUCAGGAGCUGCACUGAGACUCACCUCCCUCGCCCAGAUGGAGAUAUAAGAUCAGAAGAAUAACAGUGAUACCUAGUGGCCACUAAAGGGGAAUCAUGAAUGAGAAAAUGGAGUCAAAUGUAUCUGUUACCUGGUUUCCAAGGAAAAAUGUAAACAGAACACAAAAUGUGGAGCAGAACGUCACUUAUGUGGACUACUAUCUUCAUCACACUCCAGUGGCAGCAGUUUUCAUUAUUUCAUACCUCUUAAUAUUUAUUCUGUGCAUGCUUGGCAAUGGUGUGGUCUGCUUCAUUGUAUUGAGCAGCAAACAUAUGAGGACUGUUACCAACCUUUUCAUCUUGAACCUCGCAGUCAGUGAUUUACUUGUUGGGAUAUUCUGCAUGCCCACGACAUUACUGGAUAAUAUAAUUGCAGGUUGGCCAUUUGGAAACACAGUUUGCAAGAUGAGUGGCAUGGUUCAAGGGAUCUCUGUAUCUGCCUCUGUUUUUACCCUAGUAGCUAUAGCAGUGGAUAGAUUUCGAUGCAUUGUUUACCCCUUCAAGCAAAAACUGACAAUAUCAACAGCUGUCGUCAUUAUAGCAGUUAUCUGGGUUUUGGCCAUUGCUAUUAUGUGUCCCACUGCUGUUAUGUCUCAUGUAAAAGAAGAUAAACAUUUUAGGGUUGUCCUUAGUGGUAGCAAUCAAACAAAUCCUAUUCGAUGGUGUCGUGAGGAUUGGCCCAAUCCCCAGAUGAGAAAAAUAUAUACAACUGUUUUGUUUUCUAAUAUAUAUCUUGCUCCAUUAUCACUUAUUGUUAUUAUGUAUGCUAGGAUAGGAAUCACUUUAUUUAAGAGUGAAAUAAAUAUUGAAAAUAAGAAUCAUCAGCAACAAAGGCAUUCAGUUUCUCGUAGAAAGAGAAAAGUGAUCAAGAUGCUCAUUAUUAUUGCCUUGCUCUUUAUCCUCUCUUGGUUGCCAUUGUGGACCAUAAUGAUGCUCUCGGAUUAUGCCAAUCUAACAGAACACCAGUACCAAGUAAUUAAUAUAUAUGUUUAUCCCUUUGCGCACUGGUUGGCAUUUUUUAACAGCAGCAUCAAUCCAAUUAUUUAUGGUUUCUUCAAUGAGAACUUCCGGCGUGGUUUUCAAGCUGCCUUCAAGUUACAGCUAUGCUCUGAAGAAAUAGAGAGAAGAUCCAUGUACUCUCACAGGGCUCAAGGAAAUGCCAUUUUGCCAGCAGGAUCCCAUAAUCAAGGACACCAAGACUCCACAUUUGAAAAACAAAGUAACAAUGAAAGAGAAUCUGACAAAAGAAAGCCAUUAACGAGUGAUGAAGACUUGAUAAUGGAAGAUUUGGAAAAGAAUUCAAAUAACAACAGGAUUCGAAAAGACAUGGUUUAAGGGCCAUAAAAAUUCAGCUUUCAAAACAAAUGCACAUAUGAUAAGCAAAGACAAUUUACAGUUUGUGUUCCAUAAUGUGAUUAGCUAAAUCAUUCAAAGAAGUACAACAUGCAAGUCCAUGAUUAAAAAAGUCAUUUGUAUCAUG